Molecule: messenger RNA, 567 nt
Organism: Fomitiporia mediterranea MF3/22
Lineage: Eukaryota; Fungi; Basidiomycota; Agaricomycetes; Hymenochaetales; Hymenochaetaceae
Exons: 2
Coding region: 1-567 (188 amino acids)
Source: RefSeq, a predicted model, not a curated record
AUGUCUCUCCUUGUCGUCUCAGCGCGUCCUAACCCCCAGUCUGGACAUUCCUCGACUUCUGUAGGCUCAAGUGGCGGUUAUGGAGGAUCUGGUUCACCGUCUGAGUAUGGCCCGGGUAGCACAGCUAGCCACAAUUCCUCUCCGGGAAUGGAAUCAGGCUCUGCCUCUGCGCCCAGUGCAACAAGAAGUGCAGGUGGUACAGGCGGGCUCGGCCAACCGUUCCCACACCCCCACCCACCAAAGUGCGGCUGUGAAGAGCAUGGCAGCCACGGCCACAGUUCUUCGGCACGUGAAAGUAAAUGCGGUACUGCUGAGCCAACAAGCGGAGCUGGUUCUGGCUCUGAGACUGGUAGUGCGGGCGAAACAAAGAGUACAGGCGUAGCAAGUGGGCAUGGUUCUGGCUCUCAUUCUGCAGGCAGCUCUGGUACACCGACUGAGACGGGAAGUAGCAGCGCUGGAAGUGAAGCUAGCGGUAGCGGUGGUGCAAGUGCCUCGAGCCCUACGUCCUCAGCAUCGGGUGGUCAGUCUGGCUCAACCACCGGUAGCAGCGGCCCAGAGAGCUACUGA